Molecule: messenger RNA, 288 nt
Organism: Kwoniella botswanensis
Lineage: Eukaryota; Fungi; Basidiomycota; Tremellomycetes; Tremellales; Cryptococcaceae
Exons: 1
Coding region: 1-288 (95 amino acids)
Source: RefSeq, a predicted model, not a curated record
AUGUCUGCUUCAAGCUUGAUCGUGACACUCAACUCACAGAAAAAAGGGCUGAAGCACUUGUAUUGGGCAAAUCAGGUUGGAUAUCUAGAUUAUCUCAGCAGUACCCCAACCGAAUCCAGGCGGGAGGAGAUCCCCGAGAAGGAUCUAACCAAGCAGAUACUGGGCUAUGACAGGCAGGGAAUUAUUGAGAGCCGUGCAAUCUGUGCGGCACCUUUCAAAUCGUCGUCUCGUGGAUCAUAUCAAUACUACGCUCCCUGCGCAGAUUAUGAUACCCACCGAGUUCUUUGA